AUGUCUUCUGCCGUCGACAACCUUGCAGAUAACCUCAAGAAUAGCAGCCUGGAGGAUAACUCUGCUGCCAACAAUGAAGCAGUUCUGGCUUCUGCCGCAGAAGGUCGUCGAUUGUAUAUAGGGAAUCUCGCUUAUGCGACAACUGAGGCGGAAUUGAAGACCUUCUUCUCAGGCUAUGAUGUCGAGUCAACCUCAAUCCCCGUCAACCCACGCACCAACCGCCCCGUCGGUUAUGCCUUUGUCGAUUUGAAGACCGCAGACGAGGCCGAGAAAGCCAUCACCAAUCUGUCAGGCAAGGAUAUCCUCGAACGCAAGGUCUCUGUUCAACUUGCCCGCAAGCCUGAGCAGAACGCCACUGGCAACGACUCCGCCGCCGAAGGUGAUGCUGAUCGCAAGAGAUCCGCUGGUCGGGGCCGUGGCGGCCGUGGUCGCGGACGAGGCGGUCGUGCUCGUGGAGGAGCCAGAUCUGAUGGCACCGCCGCUCCCGCCACCGAUCUCGCCGAAAACCCACUCCCCUUGACCGAUGUUACCGCAGAGGCCAACAAGCAAGCCGCUCCCUCUGCGGAUGCCAAAUCCCGGACUCCUCGCCCACCAAAGCAGCGAGGGCCCCCAGAGGACGGCAUCCCAUCUACCACCAAGGUCAUGGUUGCCAAUCUUCCUUAUGACCUUAGCGAGGAGAAGCUCAAGGAAUUGUUUGCAGCCUACGAUCCCAGCUCUGCAAAGAUUGCACUUCGCCCGAUCCCUCGCUUCAUGGUCAAGAAACUUCAAGCCCGCAACGAGCCUCGCAAGGGCCGUGGCUUCGGUUUCGUGACUCUUGGCUCUGAAGAUCUACAGAAGAAAGCCGUUGAUGAGAUGAAUGGCAAACAGAUUGAAGGUCGUGAAAUUGCUGUCAAAGUUGCCAUCGAUAGCCCUGGCAAGGAAGAUGGCGCCGAGGGUUUCGAGAGCACUGAAAAUGGCACCAACGGUACUUCUGAGGAGGUCGCAGCCACCGCAUAA
This is a messenger RNA of Exophiala bonariae, 996 nucleotides long. RefSeq lists its product as uncharacterized. Lineage: Eukaryota; Fungi; Ascomycota; Eurotiomycetes; Chaetothyriales; Herpotrichiellaceae. Gene Ontology annotation, molecular function: mRNA binding. The transcript is spliced from 4 exons. The record is from RefSeq and is a predicted model, not a curated record. The coding region runs from base 1 to 996 and encodes 331 amino acids. Gene Ontology annotation, cellular component: nucleus; ribonucleoprotein complex; cytoplasm.